Messenger RNA from Arabidopsis lyrata subsp. lyrata, 2418 nucleotides. RefSeq names its product probable receptor-like protein kinase At2g42960. The record is from RefSeq and is a predicted model, not a curated record. Gene Ontology annotation, molecular function: protein tyrosine kinase activity; ATP binding. Gene Ontology annotation, biological process: protein phosphorylation. NCBI's taxonomy places the organism in Eukaryota, Viridiplantae, Streptophyta, Magnoliopsida, Brassicales, Brassicaceae.
UCCCUUCACUGCUCACUUCUUCUCUCUCUCCCUCUCUCUCUCUCUUGUUUCCUCCAUUGCAAACAAAGCUAAACCAUUUUUUCACCAAACUUUUUUUUUUUUCUUCCCAUUAACCCAUUACUGUGUUAAUUUUUAUACACACACACACUUCCUUGUUCUAUUAUCAUUUUUUAGCUUUUAACCAUAACCCUGAAUCGAGUUCCUACUUCUGGGUUGGUGAAUUUUAGCUCUGUUUAGCUCAAAAUCUCCUCCAAUUCAUUAUUGGUAAAUCUAUGCCAAUUAAAGUUACUCUUGUUUUAUUUCACUAUCUUUCUUUCUCUGGUUUGCUUCUGAAACAGAUAAAAAAAAAAUAGAGCCUUUUUUUUCUUCAUCAUUGUUUCUUCUGUUCUGUUCUAAGAUGAAGAUAUAAAUCAAAAGGGCAAAGCUUUAGUCUCUCUCCCAACAUACUAAGGUAGUUAUAGUGAAGUGUUAAGAGAAGCAAAAAAAGAAGGUUUUUGGCAGCUAGAUACAGGACCAGAGAUGUCACCUGAGAGUUCGUUAAACGCUGAAAUGUCCAAGAAGAUAUCAUUUUUUGGUUUAAAGGGGUUGAAGUUGUGGGUAUGGGUAUGUUUGGUAGUUGGAGUAUUCAUAGUUAUGAUUCUCUGCAUCUUGUCUCUAUGGAUCACAUUCCGCCGGAAAUCUAGAAGAUCUUCAAGCAAGUUUCCUUUCAACCAAAUCCCACACGUGUCCAAAGAUAUCAGAGUCGACAGGGCUGGUGUUCAGAAUCCUCACCCUGAAAGUUUAUAUAUAGAAAUGAAUGAUAAAUCCACCGGAAAAACGAUGAUGUCUCACUUGGGAAGAACCAAGUCUAGCGAUAAUGAUACUUUGAGUCAGUGUAGCUCUGUCAAUCACCAUGAGAGAGCUUGUAGUUCUCAUUCUGGUGAAGAAGGAGGCUUUGGAAGUGCUGGCAGACUGUAUGGAGGAGGACCUGUAACAGCAUCUCCUUUGGUUGGUUUACCAGAAAUAUCCCAUCUUGGUUGGGGACACUGGUUUACUCUUAGGGAUCUUGAGCUAGCUACCAACCGUUUUGCUGCAGUGAAUGUGCUUGGAGAGGGUGGUUAUGGAGUAGUUUAUAGGGGUAAACUUGUUAAUGGUACCGAGGUUGCUGUGAAGAAGCUUCUGAACAAUCUAGGGCAAGCUGAGAAGGAAUUUCGGGUAGAAGUUGAGGCUAUUGGUCAUGUACGACACAAGAAUCUUGUUAGGCUUUUAGGAUAUUGCAUAGAGGGAGUUCAUCGGAUGCUUGUUUAUGAGUAUGUUAAUAGUGGUAACUUAGAACAAUGGCUACAUGGAGCAAUGCGGCAACAUGGAAAUCUCACUUGGGAGGCACGGAUUAAGAUCAUUACUGGUACUGCACAAGCGCUUGCUUACUUACAUGAAGCAAUAGAACCAAAAGUGGUCCACAGAGACAUAAGAGCAAGUAAUAUAUUGAUUGAUGAUGAGUUUAAUGCAAAACUCUCUGACUUUGGGUUAGCCAAGCUCUUGGACUCGGGUGAGAGUCACAUCACUACCAGAGUCAUGGGUACCUUUGGAUAUGUAGCACCAGAAUAUGCUAAUACAGGUCUGUUAAACGAAAAGAGUGAUAUAUAUAGCUUUGGUGUCUUGCUUCUUGAAGCUGUAACUGGACGAGAUCCAGUUGAUUAUGGACGUCCUGCUAAUGAGGUGAAUCUUGUUGAAUGGCUAAAGAUGAUGGUUGGAACAAGAAGAGCAGAGGAAGUUGUGGAUCCAAAACUUGAACCUCGACCUAGUAAAAGUGCUUUGAAACGUGCACUUUUGGUUUCCCUUAGAUGUGUUGAUCCUGAAGCAGAGAAACGUCCUAGAAUGAGUCAGAUAGCUCGGAUGCUUGAAUCCGAUGAACACACUUUUCACAAGGAGAGGAGGAACAGAAAGAGCAGAACCGCGAGCAUGGAGAUUGUUGAGACCAAAGACGAAUCUCUUGGACCUAGCGGUGCAGAGACUCACAUUACAAAGCCUGAGAAGACACAUGAAUAAGAAAUAGAUGAGGCGAAAAAGCCAUUAGACCCGGCUCAGUAGCAUAUUCAAGUCUUGAAAUGCUCUGUUUCUACUUAGCAACUAAUUGAUUGAUUGAUGAUCACACACGUUUGGUUGUGGAAAGUAGAAAUCUCACUCAGAUGAUCAAAAGAGCCUGUGGAUGACUGAUACAAAUCUUAGGAGGCAUUAUUAUUUUUCUUUUUCUAAUAUUUAUAUAUUUUUGGCUAAUUAUUCCUGUCUUCUUGUCUGUACGGAACGUUUGUCAGUCAAGGACAUGUGUUUAAGAUUUCUGUGACGUAAGAAAGAGAGAUGUCUUUGUAGUAAAUCUAAGGAUUGAUGAUGUUCAAUUACAAAAGAAAGAGACAAAACUAAGUUCAAUUAUAAUGGCUA